Plenodomus lingam JN3 is the source of this 2790-nucleotide messenger RNA. RefSeq lists its product as uncharacterized. The record is from RefSeq and is a predicted model, not a curated record. NCBI's taxonomy places the organism in Eukaryota, Fungi, Ascomycota, Dothideomycetes, Pleosporales, Leptosphaeriaceae.
AUGUGCAAUUUCCCUCCUUCCACGGCAUCUCAGCGGGGGCCAAGUGCAUCACCGCCUAUUCACAGCAGUCAAUACCGCGAUUCACAGUUCAGGCCACAUCUUCCUUCAUCACCUUAUCGGCGGAUGAAUGGAAUCCCAUCUACAGCGACGGCUGAGCCCCACGAUUCUGUCAGGAUUGAGCCCACUCCCGAGCCAGAGCACUUCUUUUCCCCCGUUGAGCCUUGUCUCUGUCCCAGGACGACUGCAGCACCCCGUGACCCUCUUGACCCCGACGGACACCUGAAAAGAUGUUCGGGUCGUAACAAGAAGAGCAGACAGCGAUGCAGCGCAGCCAUCGGGAAAAAGGCACAGCGAAACACCCACCCCACUUUCCUCCCAACAUGCAACGCACACCGCAACCAGCAGAGACUGGCUGGAUGGUGUCAAUUCAAGCUGGUCAACGGCGAAAAAUGUGGGCGCUUGUUCGGAUGGACGCCACCGUACUUUGAGCUGUGUCACGAACACCAGGGCCAUCCAGACACGCCGUCCUACUUUCUCAAAUUGCCGCUCGAACUUCGACAUGAGAUCUAUAGAUAUUUGCUUCCGACAACUUCCAUUGGCUCUUCCACUGCUUCGGUGCACACUGAUGCCGACGUCUUUGAUCCUUUGUUUGUGAAUGUUCCGUUUGGUCCCCUCAUGGGUUCACGGCCGUAUCACCCUGGUUCCAACAUGUCAUGUUGCUCGCCACCAUCCAGCAUAUUUCCCAUUCCAUUUCUGGAUUUGAUCUUGGUGAAUCGUCAGAUAUGCCAGGAGGUGCAAGGUUUGCUCUUCAGCAUCGCAACCUUCACCAUUGAUGUACGGAAAGAUGGGACGUUCAUGUGUGGACGCCGCCUUUUGGAGCCACAACGAGCGGAUGGAUCUUCACAUAUUGGGAUUGAAGAUGCUAAUCGUGCAAAGCUGCGUUUCCUAAAGAAUUUUAAUUGGUCUGCGGUAAAGAACUACAGAGUGGACAUCUUGCUGGAGAACUGGUCAAACACAAAGUGCAUGUCUCAGAGCUGGGACGAAGAGGUGGAGAUAUAUGAUAUUCGAGACUACGUCUCCGUCGUCGUCUCCGGCAUCCUUGCCAAAUCAAAGAAUCUAUGCAAACUCUCUGUGCGUCUCUGUCUAGCCGCAUUCCCAUGGUCACAUGCACAAACUCUCGCAAACACCAAGCUCAUCUUCGGCCCCUUUGAGCGAAUUCGGAACGUUCGCCAACCCUAUCUUGCUGGCGUUUACGAGGGCUUACCACUACACAACCAGAUGGUGCAGGUGCAACGUAUUUCACGAUUUGCAAGCGGCCUUCCCUGGCAUGGUGGCCAUCUUUGGUCUGUCCCUAGCUUGCCAACAUGUUCCCCUGUCUUGUUCCAUGGCAUGCCAGAUUUUGAUGCGUACACAGCUGAUUGGACACGCUGCAUCUCGUCUACCAGUCCGUCGCCUCUUGCUUCAAAGUCACCAAUCAAAGACAUGUUUACCUCGUUCAAGGACUUUUAUGCCAAGCUCGCCAUGGCCGUUCCAACAGUUGGGCAAAGAGACGGACGCAGAGCCUUUUUGCAUCGUGCUCGUGUCGCCCGAGAGCAAGAGGACAUUGUGUCGUUUCGAGGUUUGCGAAACGAGCUGAUUCAGUUGUGGUAUGCGUACCUGGAACUCGAGAUGCAGAAGAAGGAAGACAUGAACAAACGACUCAGCAAAAUGCUGGAGUGUGAUGUAUAUCCAGCUCAUGAAUGGCGUGUUGUCCCUGGCGAGACCAGUGCACAAGACAGCACCAGUAGGUGUGGAAAUGGGAGUGGUAGUGACUGUGGCAGUGGGAGCAGCAGUGGUAGUGCUACACUCCAAUCCCCUAUCGAACUCAACUCUGCAACCAUGGCCUUGGAAGGCAUACCCAUGACCUCCAACCCAUGCCUUUCCGUAAACAUUCUUGGCAUGGAUACAGACAACCAUGAGGCCUUGAUACGCUUAGAGCAGUGGCGCUACAUGCAUGCCCGACAACAUGCAGCCCUGGUGCAGGCACGGGCACAGGCACAGGCACAGGCACAGGCACAGGCACAGGCACAGGCACAGGCACAGGCAGAGGCAGAGGCUCAAGCACAAGCACAAGCACAAGCUCAACCUCAACCUCAACCUCAACCUCAACCUCAAGAUCAAGUCCCAUGUCCUCCAGAUUCACUCCCAGCCAUCUUCGCCGUCCUAUACUCAGCACCACCCCCACCCACAACCUCCCCACUCCCUACUCCGUCCUAUCCCACCCCCCAUCCCGAUCUCUCUCGGCCCAAACCCACACAGCGCCAACACCAACAACAGCGAGACCCAUACCUCAACCACACAUUAGGCAAAUGCAUCAAACAAGAAGACUCCUCCGACUCCCCCGACUACAAUCAUCACGAGCACCCGAAUCCCCAAAUCUUCGCAUCGCCAACCUUCCACCAAGCAAAUCCAUACCCCAUCACUCCCUUUGCGCGCCCCGAGACCUUGUACGCGGCAGAGGCAGGCCCAUCGUCGAAGCGACAGCGGCUGGAUUCCAGGAGUGGUGUUGCGGGCCAAAGUGCAAUUUCAGGUGCCGAGGCGCCAUGUACUCGUACACGCGAGAUUCAAAGUCAAGAUCGAUAUCCCAGUAGAAGUACAAGUGGCACACUGAGCACCGAUGAUACGAUCCCCGCAUCUGAAGUUUGCGCACAGUGGGUGGGGGGCAUGCAGGAUGGGGAGGGGGCGGGGCAGACGUAUGUUGGGAAGGGCAAGGGCAGGAUGAUUGAGGUGAAGCAAGAGGAGACGGGGUGA